This is a messenger RNA of Schistocerca cancellata (South American locust), 5442 nucleotides long. RefSeq names its product mucin-5AC-like. The transcript has 2 exons. NCBI's taxonomy places the organism in Eukaryota, Metazoa, Arthropoda, Insecta, Orthoptera, Acrididae. The coding region runs from base 1 to 5442 and encodes 1813 amino acids. The record is from RefSeq and is a predicted model, not a curated record.
AUGACCACUUCGAAAAAAGACAUAAAAAAGACACAGAGUGCAGGUAUGUACGAAAAGGCGAAACGUCUGCACCAGCAGGUUUCACACCUUACAGAAAAGCAUCAGAGGCGGCAAGCUCAAUGGUUGGAAGUUCAGGACCAUAUUCUCCAACACAAAGCUUUCACCGAAGAGCACGUCGUUGACAUGGGCGACAAAAUUUGUUACUGUAAAUUCAAAGAACCUAAACUAGCUUCAGUCUCUCUAGAAGCGAAAGAUGGAGGUAUCACCGGCAGUAUAAUAACUGAAAAUGGUCAAGCUGCAAAAUUAGAAGAACAAGCUAAAGUAAAUACAACCAACGGAAGUAAGAAGCCAGAAAAAGAGAAAUCAGAAUUUUCUCCAUUUUCAUCCACUUCUGGAGACCACAGUUCUGUAAGGACCAGUGCUGGAAAACCACACACACAGUCAGUUACAGCCUCUGUUCAACCUUCUUAUUUCAACUCAGAGGAGACAGAUGACAUUAAACUAACAUCAGUAAGUCUCACACAAAGUUCUAUGGCUAAACACAGCCAGGAAAUUCCCACGCAGGGAACAUCGUGGCUCAUUCAAAAACUAUCAAGGCGUCCACCUAAGGGAGAAGCACAGGUAGCUCCAGGUCCAUCAGGAAACAGUCACGAAUAUCCAAUUCAUGUAGCAGGUACAGGAAGUGUUCCACAUCAGAACAAACAAACUCCAGCAACUGGACAUGAUGGAACUUCCUCUGCCUUACAAGCAUCUCCCUUAACUACAGGAAGGGCACCAAGUCAGAAUGCACAGAGUUCGACGAAUGCACAUGCUGAAACUUCCUCUGCAGUACCCUCAUCUGCAUCGACUUAUGGUAAGGUACCAAGCCAGACUGCACAAAGUUCGGUAAGUGCACAUGUUCCAACAUUCUCUGCAAUACCACCAUCACCCUGGACUACAGGAGUUGUAACAAGUCAGAAUGCACACAGUUUGGCAAAUGCACAUGCUGAAACGUCCUCUGCAAUACCACAAUUUUCCUGGAUUACAGGAGGUGUAUUUGAUCAGAAAGAACGUAGUUCCGCAAAUGCACAAACCGAAGCUACUUAUGCUCCGCUACAGUCCCCAUGGACUACCGGAAGUGUACCAAGUCAGAAUGCACACACAUCAGCAAAUGCACAAGCUGAAACAUCUGUGACAAUGCCACCAUCUCCCUGGCCUACAGGAAGUGUACAAAGUCAGAACGCACAGACAAUGGCAAAUGCACAACCUGAAACAUCCUCUGCAAUACCACAAUCCCCACGUACUACAGGAGGUCUACAAAGUGAGAAGGCAUACAGUUCAGCAAAUGCACAUGCUGAAACUUUCUUUGCAGUACUACCACCAUCCAUGACAACAGGAGGAGUAACAGGUCAGAAUGCAAACAGUGUGGCCAAUGCACAUGCAGAAACCUCACUUGCAAUACCAGCAUCUUCCACAACAACAGAAAGUGGACUAAGUCAGAAUACACACAAUUCAGCAAAUGCACAUUUUGAAACUUUCUCUGUGUUACAACCAUCUUCCUGGACAACAGGUAGUGUACCAACUCAGAAUGCAUACACUCUGGCAAAUGCACAAGCUGGUACUUCUUCUGCACUAACAUCAUCUCCCUUAACUGCGAGCAGUGUAGCAAGUCAGAACACACACACUUCAACAUAUGCACAUGCUGAAAUUUCCUCGCCAUUGUCACCAUCUGCCUGGACUUCAGGAAGUGUACGUAAUCAGAAAGCACAGAGUUCAGCAAAGGCACAUGCUGAAACUUCCUUUACAUUACUACCACCUUCGAAUACAGGAAGUGUAGCAGGUCAUAAAACACACAGUGCAGCAAAUGCACAGGCUGAUACUUACUCUGCAACACCACAAUCUUCCUUGACUACAAGUAGUGUAACGAGUAAGAAAGCACACACUUCAACGUAUACACAUGCUGAAUCGUUGUCUGCAAUACCACCAUCACCCAUGACAACAGGAGGUGUAGUGAGUCAGACUGCACACAGUUCGGCAAAUACACAAACUAUAACUUUCCCUGCAAUUACUAUAUCGCCUUGGACUACUGGAAGUAUACCAAAUCCCAUCGCGCAAAGUGUGGCAGAUUCACAUGCUGAAAUUUUCUCUGCAGUGCCACCAUAUCCCUUGACCUCACGUAGUGCACCAAGUCAGAAACCACACACUUCAGCAAAAUCACAUCCUGGAACUUCGUCUGCAAUACCAUCACCCAUGACAGCAAGAGGGGUAACAAGUCAGAACCCAUACAAUUCGGCAAAUGCACAUGCUGAGAUUUCCUCUGCAGUACCAACAUCUCUCUGGACUGCUGUAAGGGUACCAGGUCAGAUUGCACACAGUCUAGCAAGUGCACAUGCAGAAACAAUAUCUGCAAUACCAACAUCUUCCUCGGCUACAGGAAGUGUACCAAGUCAGAAUACACACAGCACAGCAAAUGUACAUGCAGAAACGUUUCCUGCCUUACAACCAUCCCCUGUCAAAGUAGGAAGUGUGCCAAAUACCAAUGCACAGAGUUCGGCAAAUUCAUAUGCUAAAACUUUCUCGGCAGUACCACCAUCCCUGUGGUCUAAUGGAAAAGUAUCAAGUCAGAUGGCACAUAGUUCAGCAAAUGCAUUAGCUGCAGCUUCCUCCACAUUACCACUAUCACCCAAGAUGACAGGAGGUGUACCCAGUCAGAAAGCACACAGUUUGGCAAAUGCAAAUGCUGAAUCACCCUCAGAAACUCCAAUAUCUCCCUGGACAGCAGGAGGUGUACUAAGGCAGAAUGCACACAUUUCAGCAAACGCAUAUUCUGAAACUUCUGGUGCAGCAGCUCCAUCUCUCUGGACUACAGGAAGUUUACCAAGUCAGAAUGUGCACAGUAUGGCAAAUGCACAAGCUGAAACAUCCUCCAAAAUAGCACAAUCUCCUUGGACUACAAUAGAUGUACUAAGUCAGAAUACUCACAGUUCAGCAAGUGCACAUGCUGUAAUGCCCUCUGCAUUACGACCAUUAACGAUGAUUGAAGUAGGUGUACCAAGUAAGAACGCACACAGUUCUGCAAAUGCACAUGGAGAAACAUCCUCUACCUUACAACCAUCCCCUAUGACUAUCGGUAGCAUAACCAUUCCAAAUGUACAGAGUUCAGAGAACUCACAAGCACAAACUGCCUCUGCAAUACCACCAUCCAUCUGGACUACAGGACUUGUACCAAGUCAGACGGCACACAAUUUGGCAAAUGCACAAGGAACUAACUCUACAAUUCCACUAUCCCCCUUAACUACAGGAAGUACACCGAAACAAAUCACACAAAAUUUGGCAAAUGCAUAUACUGAAACUUCCUCUGCAAUACCACCAUCUCCAUUGACUACAAGUAGCGUACCAAGCCAGGAAGCACAGACUUCAGCAGAAGCACAUGGUGGAACUUUAUCUGCAAUACCACCAUCACCUAUGACGACAGGAGGUGUACCAAAUCAGAAUGCACACUAUUCGGCAAAUGCGCAUGCCGUAGCUUCGUCAUCAUCUCAAAUGACUACGAAAAGUGUAUCAAGCCAGAAUAACCACAUUUUAACAAAUGCAAAGGCUGCAACUUCCUCUGCCUUACCAGCAUCUCCCUUGACUUUGGAAACUGUACCAUAUCAGAAUGGACAGAGUUCGGUAAAUGCAAAUGCUGAGACUUCGUCUCCAGUAACAUCAUCUACCUGGAAAGCUGGAAGCCUAUCAGGUGUGAUUGCACACAGUUCAGCAGAUGCACAUGGCACAUAUUCCUCUGCAGUACCUCCAUCUCCAUGGACUAUAGGAAAUGUACCACACAAGAUGGCUCACAGUUCUGCAAAUGCACAUGCUGCAACUCCCUCAGCAAAACCACAAUAUUCGUCGACUACAGGAAAUAAACCAAGUGAGAAUACACACAGCUCAGCAAAUACAAAUGCUGAAACUUCCGCUGCCUUACAGCAAACUACCAUGAAUAUAAAAAAUCUAACAAAUCACAAUGCAAAGAGUUCUACUAAUGCACAUUCUGAAACUUCCUCUGCAGUACCAACAUCGCCCUGGACUACAGGAGAUGUACCAAGUCAUAACGCACACAUAACAGAAAAUGCACAAGCUGGAAACACUUCUACAGUAGCACCACCUUCCUUGACUACAGGGAGUGAACCAACUACAAACACACACAGUUCAGCUGAAAGUGCUUCUGCAAUAGGACUACCUUCGUUAACUGCAGGGAAUUUACCAACUCAUAAUAUACACAGUUCAGCUACAGCACAUGCUGAAAUUUCCCCUGCUUUAAAACCAUCUCCUUUGACUCUUGGAAACGUACCAAGUCAGAAUACAGAGAGUUUGGCAAAUGCACAGGCUGAAACUUCCUCUGCAAUAUCACCAUCAUCAAUAACUGCUGGAGAAAUACCAAGUAAGAAUGUAUACAGUUCAGCCAGUGUAUACGCUGAAACUUCCUCUGCAGUACCACCAUCACACUGGACUACAGGAAGUGUACUAAGUCAGAAGGCACACAGUUUAGCAAAUACAAAUUCCGAAACGACUGCUGCAACAGCAGCAUCUACCUGGACUACAGGUAGUGUACCAAUUCAGAAUGCACAAAGUAUGGCAAAUGCACAUGCCGGAACAGCAUCAGCAAUACCACCAUCAAUCACGGCUUCAGCUAUUGUGCUAAGUAAUAAUGCACACAGCUUGGCAAAUGCAAAUGCUGAAAGUUCGUCUGCAGUAACACCAUCUUCCACGACUGCAGGAACUGUACCAAAUUCGAUUAUAUACACUUCAGCAAAUGCACAGGCUGAAAAUUCCGCAUGUAUACAAUUAUCUCCAUUGACUAUAGGAAGUGUGACAAGGAAGAAUGCAGAGAGUGAGGCAAAUGCACAUGCUGAAAGUUCCUAUGAUGUACCAGCAUCCCCCUGGACUACAGGAAUCGUAAUAAGUCAACACGCUCAAAGUUCAGCAAAUGCACAGGCAGAAACAUAUCCUGUAAAACCACUAUCACUCUUAACUGUGGGAGAAGUACGAAGUCAAAAUUCUUACAGAUCCCCAAAUGCACAUAUUGAAGUAUCUGCGGCAAAACCACCAUCACCUAUGACUAGAGGAAAUGUACCAAGUCAAAAAGAACCCAGUUCAGCAAAAGCACAUGAUGAAACAUCAUCUGCAAAUCCAGCAUUAUCCCAGAAUACAGGUAGUUCAAUUAAAACGAAAACACACAUUACGGAACAUGCACAGGCUGAAAUUUACUCUACAAUACCACAACCAUCCAUGACUAUCGGAGAAGUACCAAGUCAAAGUGCCUACAGUUCAGCAAACGCACAUGCUGAAGCAUACUUAGCAAUAGCCCCAUCACCAAUGACAACAGGAGGUAUACCAAGUCCGAAAGCACACAGUUCAGCAGAAGCACAUGCUGAAUCCAGUACCAACAUUACCCUGGACUACAGGAAGUGUACUAAAUGA